AUGUUCGUUGGUGCACCUUUCUACGGUGUUGGCAGCUUUGGUCCAUUCGACGAAGGACGUUUGCAGAGCCCACAGCGAGGCUUCCGAACGCGCACCCGUCGUGCGGGGCACUGCAGCGUACGCACGCUUGCGCUUCAGGCGAGCGGACCGCACAGAGCGCGCAGCUCGCGCAAGAAGACGAAACGGAGAGCAAGUCAAACCGAAGGAUCCACCGAAGAGUUUGAAAUAACGGAUAUACCUCUGAGCAACUUCAGCUUUAUUCAAGCGGACGGCAGUGUGGACUGGGAGCGGUUUGAAACCUUCUCCAGCCGCAGCUGGGAGGAGACCCAAACGGUAGUUCGGGAGGUACCAGAAGACCUUCCAUUAAACGCUGAUCCUGACGUGAUUCAGGCUAGUGACGAGCAAACGACGGAGCUAGGCGCUGGACCUGGUCCAGCGGCACUGACGCUGUCACGGGACGAGCUCCAGUCUCCGGGGAAGUAUGAGCGGAUUACGAGCCUAGGUGCGCUUGGCGUUAUCGCACGUGACGGCCUGGUCGAACCGCUGGAUACGGCCGCUCGAGCGUUGCGCGAGCAGGAACUCGUCUAUGUGACGUUCAGUGUCUCGCUUGAGCGAGACGGGGAUGCAUUUGUGCGAGGUCGUGUCCGCACUCGCUUUCGGAAUGAGAGCUGUGAUCGAUGUGCAACUCGCUUGGAGAUGGAGGUCCGCAGUUCGUUUGACGUUUGGAUGGCGUCUCGUGAGGACGCCGUUCCCAACGCCGAAGCCGGCGAUCCGCGCAUCGAGGAAGCCAUCGAGCCUUUCCAUGCUGGUAUUGAGGCGGUCGACUUUACCAAGCAUGUCCGGGAAGCCAUAUGGUUGGGCAUUCCCUCUCGGGUGCUUUGCGCAGACCAGCAGUUAUGUCGGACGCGGAUGCAGCAGAUAGGUUGGCAGUUUUCCGGCAACAGUGGGGACGCCACCAUCCAAAACUUUGGGCCUGACGACCUGGUGACUCGAAACCAGCAGCGGUCGCCAUCGGUAAUCCCUCAGAAAGAUGCCCGGAAAAGUUCAAAGAAAAAAGAGAUCCAACCAGGACAGCGACAACCGCAGACUACAACUCAGGCGAUGGCUGUCGACACACGAACACUGCGGAGCCUGGCAGCGCGCAACCCAGAAGCUGCCAAAAAGCUCUCCGAAAUACGAGAGCGCCUGCUCUCCGGUGAAAAUGAACAGCAGACGCCGCCCAGAUCGCCGUCGUCGGAGGGCCCUCAUGAGUCACACCCUAGAAUAUGA
Molecule: messenger RNA, 1269 nt
Organism: Cyanidioschyzon merolae strain 10D
Lineage: Eukaryota; Rhodophyta; Bangiophyceae; Cyanidiales; Cyanidiaceae
Exons: 1
Coding region: 1-1269 (422 amino acids)
Source: RefSeq, a predicted model, not a curated record